GCCGGGCCGGGCGGGGCCGCGCAGGUGGAGCGGCCCCAUGGAGCGGCCGAAGAUGGCGGAGCUGGAGAGCCUGGAGACGGCGGCGGAGCACGAGCGGAUCCUGCGCGAGAUCGAGAGCACCGACACGGCCUGCAUCGGCCCCACGCUCAGGUCUGUGUACGAUGGGGAGGAGCACGGGCGCUUCAUGGAGAAGCUGGAGGCGCGGAUCCGCAACCACGACCGCGAGAUCGAGAAGAUGUGCAACUUCCACUACCAGGGCUUCGUGGACUCCAUCACCGAGCUGCUCAAGGUCCGGGGAGAGGCCCAGAAACUCAAGAACCAAGUGACAGACACCAACCGGAAGCUGCAGAAUGAAGGGAAAGAACUGAUCCUGGCCAUGCAGGAGCUGAGGCAGUGCCGGCUGCAGCAGAGGAACAUCUCAGCCACGGUGGAUAAACUCACCCUGUGUCUCCCCGUGCUGGAGAUGUACAGCAAGCUGCGGGAGCAGAUGAAAUCCAAGAGGCACUACCCGGCCCUGAAGACCCUGGAGCACCUGGAGCACACGUUCCUGCCCCAGGUGAGCCACUACCGCUUCUGCAAGGUGAUGGUGGACAACAUCCCGCGGCUGCGCGAGGAGAUCAAGGAGCUCUCCAUGUCCGACCUCAAGGACUUCCUGGAGAGCAUCCGCAAGCACUCGGACAAGAUCGGAGAGACCGCCAUGAAACAGGAUUGCAGAUUCAAUCAGUGGAAAAUAAUUGCCAGGAUAUUCUUCAGUCUCCUGCUCUCUCCAAAUGUUCAGGCACAGCAGCAGAGGAACCUGGACAACAUCGUGUCCCAGCAGCCCAGGAUUGGCGGGGGGAAGAAAUCCAAGAAGGAAUUCAGCGCCAGCUCCGAGCUGGAGGUGAAGAACACCAGCCCCAUGUCGGAGCAGGAUUCAGGGAUCUUGGAUGUGGAGGAUGAGGAUGAGGAGGAAGAGGUGCCUGGAGCCCAGGAUUUGGUGGAUUUCUCCCCGGUCUAUCGAUGCCUCCACAUCUACUCUGUCCUGGGAGCCCGGGAGACCUUUGAGAGCUACUACAGGAAGCAGAGGAGAAAACAAGCGCGGCUGGUGCUGCAGCCUCCCUCCAACAUGCACGAAACUUUAGAUGGCUACAGGAAGUAUUUCAAUCAAAUUGUAGGGUUUUUUGUGGUGGAGGAUCACAUCCUGCACACCACGCAGGGCCUGGUCAACCGGGCCUACAUUGAUGAGCUGUGGGAGAUGGCCCUGUCCAAAACCAUCGCGGCCCUCAGGACCCACUCCUCCUACUGCUCUGACCCCAGCCUGGUGUUGGACCUGAAGAACCUCAUUGUGCUCUUUGCUGACACGCUCCAGGGCUAUGGCUUCCCCGUGAACCAGCUCUUUGACAUGCUGCUGGAGAUCCAGGACCAGUACAGCGAGACCCUGCUGAAGAAAUGGGCUGGGGUCUUCAGAAAUAUCCUUGACUCAGAUAACUACAGCCCCAUCCCGGUGUCAAAUGAAGAAGUUUAUAGGAAAAUCGUUGGGCAGUUCCCAUUCCAGGAUGCUGAACUUGAAAAGCAACCCUUCCCAAAGAAGUUUCCCUUCUCGGAGUUCGUGCCCAAGGUUUACGGCCAGAUCAAGGAGUUCAUCUAUGCCUGCCUCAAGUUCUCCGAGGACCUGCACCUCAGCUCCACAGAAGUUGAUGACAUGAUCAGAAAAUCCACAAAUCUGCUGCUGACCCGGACCCUGAGCAACUGUUUACAGAAUGUCAUCAAGAGGAAAAACGUUGGACUGACAGAGCUGGUGCAGAUCAUCAUCAACACCACCCACCUGGAGAAAUCCUGCAAGUUCCUGGAGGAGUUCAUCACCAACAUCACCAACGUGCUGCCGGAGACCGUGCACACCACCAAGCUCUACGGGACCACCACCUUCAAGGACGCUCGACACGCUGCUGAGGAGGAGAUCUACACCAACCUGAACCAGAAGAUCGACCAGUUCCUGCAGCUGGCCGACUACGACUGGAUGGCCCCAGAGCCAGGCAGCCGGGCCAGCGAGUACCUGGUGGAUCUGAUCGGCUUCCUGCGCAGCACCUUCGCCGUGUUCACCCACCUCCCGGGGCAGGUGGAUGUCCACUCCACCAUGUCGGGGAAGGUGGCCCAGACAGCCUGCAUGUCGGCCUGCAAGCACCUCUCGACGUCGCUGCUGCAGCUGCUGCUGGAGGCCGAGGUGAGGCAGCUGACGCUGGGGGCCCUGCACCAGUUCAACCUGGACGUGGAGGAGUGCGAACAGUUUGCCAGAUCCGGCCCAGUGCCUGGGUUCCAAGGGGACACGCUGCAGUUGGCCUUCAUCGACUUGAGACAACUCCUGGAUCUGUUCAUCCAGUGGGAUUGGUCGACAUAUCUGGCCGACUACGGACAGCCCACGUGCAAGUACCUUCGUGUGAACCCCACCACAGCCCUCAUCCUGCUGGAAAAGAUGCGGGACACCAGCAGGAAAAACAACGUUUUCGCCCAAUUCCGGAAAAACGAGCGGGACAAGCAGAAGUUGAUCGACACCGUGGCCAAGCAGCUGCGCGGCCUCAUCAACAGCCACCACUCCUGAGGGGCUCGGGAUCUCCUUCCCCGCGGCCUGGACUUCAGGAAUCUCGUUGGGAGAGAAGAUUUGUAUUUUUUUAUUCGCCUGGAAAGUCUCCGCGGAGCCUUCCCCCCCCGACAGCAAAACGCUCCCGGUGGAACAAUCCUGGGAAAAAGAGGUGGUGGCAGGAGUCUACUGGAUAAACUCCUAUUUUCAGGGGUUUAGGAAGUGAUGGGAAUUCUUGGAGCCUGGGAGAAGUUCGCACCUGGACUGGGUUCUUGUUUCUUGUUUUUGUCAAAGCCAAAUUGAAGGGAUCAUCCUGC
Melospiza melodia melodia is the source of this 2871-nucleotide messenger RNA. It is a transcript of the gene EXOC6B, whose product is annotated as exocyst complex component 6B. Gene Ontology annotation, biological process: Golgi to plasma membrane transport; exocytosis; intracellular protein transport. The record is from RefSeq and is a predicted model, not a curated record. Gene Ontology annotation, cellular component: exocyst; membrane. The coding region runs from base 38 to 2575 and encodes 845 amino acids. The transcript is spliced from 25 exons. NCBI's taxonomy places the organism in Eukaryota, Metazoa, Chordata, Aves, Passeriformes, Passerellidae.